Messenger RNA from Lampris incognitus (smalleye Pacific opah), 3963 nucleotides. RefSeq names its product crumbs cell polarity complex component 1 (gene crb1). The record is from RefSeq and is a predicted model, not a curated record. The transcript has 13 exons. Bases 1 to 3963 code for a protein of 1320 amino acids. Gene Ontology annotation, cellular component: protein-containing complex; plasma membrane. Gene Ontology annotation, molecular function: calcium ion binding. Lineage: Eukaryota; Metazoa; Chordata; Actinopteri; Lampriformes; Lampridae. Gene Ontology annotation, biological process: establishment or maintenance of epithelial cell apical/basal polarity; heterophilic cell-cell adhesion.
AUGGAUUUCCCUCGAAACUUUGAUUUGCUUGCAUGCGCCCUGUUCAUCUCAUCACUUUUUGUGAUAGAUGGUAAGCUGCCCUCCACAGGGGACCAAUGCUCACCAAACCCAUGUCAGAACCAGGCCAUAUGCAGAAGCCGAGGCGACGGCUACUCGUGUUUUUGCGUACCAGGUUUCCAAGGUGUUCACUGCCAAAUCGACGUGAAUGAAUGCUUUUCGCAGCCCUGCACGAACGGAGCCACCUGUGUCGACAAUCUGGGCAUGUAUACCUGUCUCUGCCCACCCAGGUUCACGGGUGCCACCUGCGAGCUCCAGAUUGACGAGUGUCAAUCACAGCCGUGCUUCAACGGUGGCAGUUGCCGUGACUACGCCAACGGCUUCAUGUGCACCUGUCCACCCGGUUACCAAGGAGACCGCUGCGAAAAUGACUUUGACGACUGCCAAGGCCAGCCGUGCCAAAAUGGCGCUCCGUGUGCGGACGGGGUGAAUGAAUACAGCUGUGACUGCUCCCGGACAGCUUUCACAGGCCAACACUGUGAGACGCCAAUCCCGCCAUGUCAGUCUGAACCCUGCCUCAACAGCGCCCCCUGUACAAGCAACGGUGGUAACUACACCUGUGAAUGCUGGCCAGGAUUUGAGGGGCAUCAGUGUGAGACAGACAUUACUGAGUGCAACAGCAGCCCCUGCAUGCAUGGCGGCCGCUGUAUUGAACUUUCCUGGCGGGCCCUCUAUGGCAGCGAGCCUCUGUUGCCUGCCCUCUAUGAUGAGCAACAUGCUGCAGGCUACAUCUGCAGCUGUCCUUCAGGAACCAUGGGCUCCCUCUGCCAGGAGGUGAUAGACCAGUGUGACCCCAGCCCGUGCCAGAAUGGGGGUAGGUGUGAGAGUCAUGUCGGAGGCUACGUGUGCCAUUGCCUCAAGCAAAGCCAUGACGGCCUCCUCUACGGAGGUGUGAACUGUGAUGUGAAGCUGGUGGGCUGUGAGGGGCAUGGGUGUCAGAACCAGGGCACCUGCUAUCCAUUCCUGAUGGACGACACUCAUGGUUACUCCUGCUCUUGUGUCCCUGGCUUCACUGGGCCCCUCUGCCAGACCUCCACCACCUUCUCCUUUGAACGCAGUGGCUACCUGUUGCUACACAGCCCCCUGGUGGACGCUGAGGCCUCCUAUAACGUCACCUUAAGCUUUCGGACCAUUCUACACAGGGCAGUACUUUUCCAGCGGAACAGCAGGGGCCUGCUGUGGAGCUUGGAGUUGGACAGGGGCCAGCUCCAUCUCACCCUGAGUGAGGAGCUUCCUUCUGGGCAUGAAACGAAUAGCCCCAGCCACGAUCUGGAGCUUCCAUACAAUGUGACUGAUGGAGAAUGGCAUUCAGUGGAGGCUGUGCUUGGGAACCAGCUGCUCAGUCUCAGACUCUUGGAUGAUGGAGGGAUCUGCGAGGGCCAGAGCUGCCAGAGGGUGGCUGCAAUCAAAAGCACCCUCACUGGGCUGGUGUCGGCCCUUCAAAACACUUUCAUCGGAGGAGUGCUAGAGGACUCAGACAGCCCCGCAGUUGAAACCACACACCCGAUUUUCAUUGGCUGCAUGCGGGACGUGUUUGUUGACUGGCAGCUGGUGGUCCCUGAGGACUGGUUAAGCGACUCUGCAGUAAAUGUCUCUCCAGGCUGCAGCCACAGGGACCGCUGUCUGGACGUGCCUUGCCAAAAUAAAGGCCUGUGUGUCAACCUGUGGCAGAGCUACCAGUGCAGGUGUCCAAGGCCUUAUGAGGGACAGGACUGUGAGAAGGAAUAUGUGACGGCACGUUUUGGUAACGAGGACUACCAGAGCCACGCUGUUUUCAAUAUCACCGACCACGUGGGUCACGACCUCACCAUCUCACUCUUCCUGCGUACGCGGAAGCACACCGGACUCCUGUUGGUGCUCGCCAAUAGCAGCAGCCAAUACCUGCGAUUAUGGCUAGAGGAGGGCAGGGUCAAAGUUCAGCUCAAUAAUUUUGAGAGCCUUAAGGAGGAGAGCGUGGUCAACGAUGGGGAAAUCCACUUUCUGAGUGUAGAGGUGGUGCGGGACCGUGUUGCACUGUUCGUCGCAGCCCAGAGUCAGGGCUACGUGGACACCAGGAUGAUCGACGUCCAAGCAGGGGACACGGUCUAUGUGGGCGGUCUGUCUGAGGUGAGGACGACGUCAGCAUUUGGGGGAUACUUUAAAGGCUGCAUCCAGGACCUGAGAAUCAAUGACAGGAGGCUGCAGUUUUUUGGCUUGGACACAUCGGUGAGAUCCUACCCCCUGGAGGUCCUGGCUAACGUGACGGCGGGAUGCUCCGGGGACAACAUCUGUACUAGGAACCCUUGUCUCAAUGGGGGGCUGUGUUAUUCCAUGUGGGAUGACUUCACCUGCACUUGUCCACCAAGUACAGCAGGGCGGCGCUGUGAGGAGGUCAGGUGGUGUGAGCUGUCACCUUGUCCUGCGGAUGCCGAGUGCAAGAUCUUGAAUCAAGGAUACGAGUGCUUCUCCAAUGCAACCUUCCUGAACGACAGCAGUUUGUUGUCCUACCGAGGAAAUGGAAACAUAUCCCGCAACUUGACAAGCCUGGCACUAACCCUGCGCACACGGAAGCGCCACGCAGCCAUCCUGCAUGCGGAGAAGGGCUCAGCGUUCAUCACCAUCUCCAUCCAGGAUAGCCUCCUCUUCAUGGAGCUGCAGAGCUCCACGGGAGAUGUUGGGGAGGAGCAGGAGGGGCAGGAGGUGCAGCAGGGCCUGUCUACCAUCAGCCUGAGCAGCCGCAGGAGCAUCAGUGACGGGGAGUGGCACAGCGUUCAUCUCUUAAUGGCUGCGCCAUGGGCACAAGCCUCCAGGUGGACGCUGGUGCUGGAUGAGGAGGCAGAAGAGGCCAGCAUUUCAAGCAGCCAGGCGGGCAAUCUGAACUUCCUCAGGCAGGGGGUGGACAUCUUCCUGGGUGGGCUGGGGCCAGACGCUGGCUGGAGACUGGCGGGGUGCCUGAGCACCGUGGAGGUGGGUGGCAUCGCUCUGCCUUACUUCAGCUCCUCUGAAGUCAACCUCCCACGCAUGCAGGGAGAACAGUUUGUGCGCACAUCCCUCCUUCCCCCACGCAGCGGCUGUAGCGGGGCACCCGUGUGUCAGCCCGACCCCUGCCUGAACAACGGCGAGUGCCAGGACCUCUUCAACCUGUACAACUGCAGCUGUCCGGAGGGCUGGGCUGGGAGACGCUGUGACUUCUUCACCGACACCUGUGCCUCCGAUCCCUGCAUUCAUGGCAACUGCAGUGUGAACGGGCUGACCUAUGAGUGUGCGUGCGAGUUCGGCUAUGCCGGCGCCGACUGUGAGGAGGAGGUGGAUGUGUGUGUGAACCAUCUCUGUGCUCAUGGAAGCACCUGUCUGCACGGGCCAGACAGAUACGCCUGCCUCUGUGCCGAGAACUACACUGGACCCUACUGCAAUGAACGAGUUGAAGAAAUUCCUUGGUACAUCCUUGUCAAAAACGUACGCCCCAAGCUGCCCGUGUCUGUUUGUGGGGAUGACACCAGAAACUACACCUGCUUCAAUGGAGGGAACUGCACUGACCGAGACCUGUCCUGCGACUGUCCGCCCGGCUUUACUGGACACCGCUGUGAGCAGGAGAUGGAUGAGUGCAAGUCCAACCCCUGCCUGAACGGAGGCUACUGCCGCAACCUCAUCAACAAGUUUGUCUGCGUGUGCGACAUGAGCUACGCCGGGGACGUGUGCCAGACGGACCUGACCUCUGAGGGCGUGACCUCUGACCUCCUGCUGCCCAUCAGCCUGGCGUCCGUGGUCCUGCUGUUAGCUUUGAUCUUUACCUCCGUCGGCCUCACGGUGGCGCUCAACCGCCGUGCCACCCACGGCACCUACAGCCCCAGUCGGCAGGAGAAGGAGGGCGCCCGCGUAGAGAUGUGGAACAUUGCCCAGCCGCCGCCCAUGGAGAGACUCAUAUGA